This is a messenger RNA of Synchiropus splendidus (mandarinfish), 1190 nucleotides long. Its product is annotated as protein lap4. Gene Ontology annotation, molecular function: protein binding. The record is from RefSeq and is a predicted model, not a curated record. The transcript is spliced from 6 exons. Gene Ontology annotation, cellular component: postsynaptic density; adherens junction; postsynaptic membrane. Gene Ontology annotation, biological process: neurotransmitter receptor transport postsynaptic membrane to endosome; neurotransmitter receptor transport, endosome to postsynaptic membrane. Lineage: Eukaryota; Metazoa; Chordata; Actinopteri; Syngnathiformes; Callionymidae. Bases 1 to 1122 code for a protein of 373 amino acids.
AUGUUGGCAGUAACCAAGCAGUGCGUCCGUGUGUCGCUUCACAAUCACGUCUUCACCAUGGUUUCAGUCCAUCACAUCUGGCGCUCGCACAUGCUCCUGAUUCUGGAGCGCAGUGCUUCACGUCUGUAUGCGCACUCAGAAGCCGGGGGCCCGCAGACCGCCAGCGCCGCCUCGCCACAUCAAUUUCGCCAUCAGAGAGCCGCCACGCUGGAGGGCAGGACAUUUCAGCAGCAGCGAGCGCUCAGCGCGAGAACUCUUCAGCACGGAGAUCCCGGUCGCGAUUUCAAGCGCCCGUCUGUCACGCCGCCGCAGAUGCCUCCUUCAGUCACAGCGCCGGCUCCGCAGGAGCCACUCGCCUCCAAAGUGCCAUUACGAUUGCAGAUCAAAGUGUCUGGUCAGAGAGGCAGUUUGGGCAUCAGCAUCGCUGGAGGGAAAGGCUCUCUGCCGUACAAGGAUCACGAUGAGGUGCUGAGACGCACGAGGUGCCCUCGUUGUCUUCAGAACUGUGUUGACAGCAGCUGUCAUUUGUCCUCGCAGGGUAUUUUCAUCUCCAGAGUAACAAAGGGUGGACCCUCGGAGAAGGCUGGGGUCCAUGUGGGAGACAGACUUCUGGAGGUCAACAGCCUCAACAUGCAGGGGGCCACUCAUUUGGAGGCUGUCAGUGCAUUAAGAAACGCGGGGAGCUGCAUCAGCAUGCGAGUGCUCAGGGACAACGUGCACCCCAGCAUGGUGAACAGACCCCAAUACCCUCAGGAGGCGCCCGGUACCCAGUGGUGCUCCGCUCAGGAGUGCGGAGCCCAGAGCUGGCAGAUGAAGAGCUCAGAGCGCUGCGCCACGCAGGAUAUUGUCGCAGUCGUCUGCAACGGCAAUGGCAUUUCUGAGCUGCAGAGAACAAUGAAUUGGAUGUUCAGUCCUACAGAAGCCAUGACAAGCAACGACUCGCAAGAAGAGGAGAAACACUCAAUGACAAUCCCGCGGAUUAUCCUCACCCAUCCUUCCACCUCCGAUGAUGAUGGAGAGCUCUUGACCCAAAUACAAAGCAGAGAGCUGCAACAGGACCGAAAUGUUCCUGACCGCCCGACGCAGCCGGACAGCUUCGACAGUGCUUUCUAUCCGCCCUGAAGAUGGCGGACAACAGCGUUCGCAUCACCCGUGCUCUCUCUUGUGUUCCUACUGAUGAUGCUGACAUA